CUCCUCAUCAGAUCCAAACGGUUCUCUCAAGAAACGAAUGUUUAGGCUUGAAAGGACUUAUUAUUUACAUCCUCCAUCCACCUAAAAAUUUGAAAAUCAAGAAAAAAGAAAUAAAAGCUUGAAGCAACAACAAAUCUCAAUUCUCAAUCCAAAAACGGAAAGAAAGUAUUACAAAAAAAAAAAGAGGAAGUUUCUCCUCGUUUCUCAUCGUGAAAAGAUUAGAAUCCUGUUUUUCUCUCCUCGUCUUCUAUUCUAUUCUCUCUGUUUUUCGAAUUGGUUUUUUUCUCAACAGCCUUUCAGUUCGAGCCAGCAGCCUCCUCGUAACUUACGCUUUUCGUUGUCCUCGGUUUAGCAAAUGCAGUUUCGGGGAUUCGUUUUCUGAAAUUGUUUUGUUGUGCAAAAUUAGAAAACGAAAAACGGAAGCGUGUUUUGAGAUCUUUUUCCAUAGUUAUUUCUCUCUUUCUUCUGAUGAAAGAAUUUGAGGAGUUAGAAGAACGGUGGUUUUCAGGUGCUCUGUUUCGGAGUUAGGGUUUUUAGAAUCUUGGUUUUCGGAGUGAGGCUUCUAAUUUGAGCUUUGGCUUUUGAAUUCUCUCGAAGAAUUUUGAGUUUCUAGGCUUAGUAAACAUGAUGUUAUCGGCGUCGCCGUCGAUGAUAGUUCGGAGCUCGUUGGAGGAAAUGUUGGAUUCGCUCCGGCGUAAGGAUGAAGACGAGAAGCCAAAAGACUUGCCGCCCGCAUUGCCGGCUCGUCCAACUUCGAGGGGCCGGCUUCCGCCGGCGAGGCGGUCCUUGCCUAAUAACUUUAAGGUAAAGGUUGGUGGUUGUGGCGAUGUCGAUACCGAGUCGCGGGAGUGUUUUCCGAGUGGAAUUGAAGAAACUAAGAGGAAAGAGAAUGAUUGGGGUGCCAAGAGAAAUGGUUUUGUGAGCAAGAAGAUGAAGAAAUACCGAAAUGUUGAGUCGCCGUACGCCGCGGGACUGGACCAGGGUAAAACUGAGCUGACGGGGUUCUCCAAUCAGCCUUCGGCCUCACCGAUGAAGAUUCGGGGAACGGAUUGGGAUGACAAUAUUGGCUACUUCAUGAAAAAGAAACUUCGUGUUUGGUGUCGAUUUCCAAAUGGGCAGUGGGAGUCUGGAACAAUACAAUCAACCUCUGGAGAGGAUGCAACUGUUUCUUUGUCCAAUGGAAAUGUUAUGAAAGUCACCACAUCAGAGAUAUUACCUGCCAACCCAGAUAUACUUGAAGGAGUGGAUGAUCUUGUACAGCUUAGUUAUUUGAAUGAACCAUCUACUGUUUACAAUAUCCAGCGUAGAUAUUCUAAGGAUAUGAUAUACAGUAAAGCUGGACCAGUUCUGAUUGCUGUCAAUCCCUUCAAAGAUGUUCAAAUUUAUGGAGAUGAUUUGAUCACAGCUUAUAGGCAGAAAAAGUUAGACAGUCCUCAUGUUUAUGCUACUGUAGACACUGCUUACAAUGAGAUGAUGAGAGAUGAAGUAAACCAAUCCAUAAUCAUAAGUGGGGAAAGUGGAGCUGGGAAAACUGAGACAUCGAAAAUUGCAAUGCAAUACUUGGCAGCUCUUAGUGGUGAUAGUUCUGGUAUUGAGCAUAGAAUUCUUGAAGCCAAUUAUAUACUAGAAGCAUUUGGGAAUGCAAAAACAUAUAGAAAUCACAAUGCUAGCCGAUUUGGAAAGUUGAUUGAAAUUCAUUUUGGUACACUUGGGAAAAUAUGUGGUGCCAACAUCCAAGCGUUUUUUUUAGAGAAGUCAAGAGUGGUUCAGCUCGUCAAUGGUGAAAGGUCAUUCCAUAUAUUUUACCAACUUUGUGCUGGCGCACCAACAAAUCUUAAAGAGAGACUGAACCUUAGAAUGGCUAGUGAGUACAAAUACCUUAAUCAAAGUGAUUGCUUGACCAUUGAUAGUAUCAAUGAAGCUGAGAAAUUUCAUACUGUUAUGAAAGCACUAAACAUUGUUCAAAUUUGCGAAGAAGAUCAAGAACGCAUAUUUGCAAUGCUUGCGGCUGUAUUAUGGCUGGGAAACAUAUCCUUCCAAGUGAUUGACAAUGGGAACCAACUGGAGGUCUUGUCUGAUGAAGCUCUAAUUAAUGCUGCCAAUCUGAUGGGAUGCAGUACCCAGGAGUUGAAAUUAUCAUUAUCCACCCAUGAAACUGAAGCUGGCAAUGAUAGUGUUGCCAACAGAUUGACAUUGCAGCAGGCAAUUGACAGAAGAGACGUUUUGGCAACAUUCAUCUAUACAUCUUUGUUUGAAUGGCUUGUAGAACAGAUUAACAAGUCACUUCAAGCGGGCAAACGACAAAUUGGGAAAUCAAUUAGCAUCCUUGACAUAUAUGGGUUUGAGUCUUCUCAGAAAAAUAGCUUUGAACAAAUGUGUAUUAAUUAUGCAAAUGAGAGGCUGCAACAACAUUUCAACCGGCAUUUACUUAAACUCGAACAGGAGGAUUAUGAGUUGGAUGGUAUUGAUUGGAAGAAAGUAGAUUUUGAAGACAAUGAAGAGUGCUUAGAUCUCUUUGAGAAGAAACCUUCAGGGCUAAUAUCUCUGUUGGAUGAGGAAUCAAACUUACCGAAGGCCAGUGAUUUGACCUUUGCCAACAAGCUCAAGCAACAUUUGAAUUCAAAUUCUUGCUUUAAAGGGGAAAGAGGCAGGGCAUUUAGUGUUUGUCACAAUGCUGGAGAGGUUUUGUAUGAUACAAAUGGCUUUCUGGAAAAGAACAAAGAUCGAUUGCAUUCCUAUUUUUUCCAUCUCCUAUCAUCAUGUCAUAAUGAGCUUCUGCAGUUGUUUACCUCCAAAAUGCAAAUUCAAUCUGCUCCAACUACAGUAUGCCAGAUCAGUUCAUCAAACUGCCGAAUGCCGAGUGUUGGUACAAAGUUUAAGAUUCAAAUGUUCAAACUAAUGCACCAGUUGGAGAGCACCAAACCUCAUUUUAUUUGCUGCAUAAAGCCAAAUCAUAAGCAGCUUCCCAGCCUAUAUCAGUUGGACCUUGUAUUACAACAGCUUAGGUGUUGUAAAGUUUUGGAGGUUCUUAAAAUAUCAAGAUCUGGAUAUCCAUCUAGGAUGCAACUUCAUGAGUUUGCAGGAAGGUACGGGGUCCUACUUCCAAAGACCAUUGCAGCUUGGGAUCCUUUAAGUAUAUCUAUUGCAGUUCUGCAACAAUUUGGUAUCCUUCCAGAGAUGUACCAAAUUGGUUAUACCAAAGUGUUUCUUCGAACAGGGCAGAUUGAAAAAUUGGAGCAUAGGAGACAACAAGUUCUACAAGGUAUAGUUGGUGUACAGAAAUAUUUUCGUGGUCGCAAGGCUCGUCAUUAUUUCUAUGAGCUUAAGAAGCGAGUAACCCCAUUACAUUCAUAUGCUCCUAGUGAAAUUUCCAGAGGGAAAAAUAAUAUUAUGGUCAAGUGGCGCACAGCUAGUGCUCCUAAAACACUAGAUGAGCUGCAGGCAGUUAUAUACUUACAGUCUGUAAUUCGUGGUUCACUGGUUCGAAAGCAAUUUAUAGGGACACCUGAGUUGAAGAAGUUAAAACCUGAGAGUGUGAGAUAUAGAAAGAACCAUGGCAGGAAGAUAUCUGAAGCAAAGGUGUUUGCUGAGCAGCAGGACGUGCAACAUGAGAAGUUACAUUCUGUGCCUUCGACUGUGAAAGAGCUUCAACAGAGAGUUUUCAAGGCAGAAGAAACUCUGGAGCAAAAGGAAGAGGAAAAUGCAGCAUUGCGUGAGCAAUUACGACAGUUUGAGACUAGAUGGUCAGACUAUGAGGCAAAAAUGAAAUCCAUGGAGGAGAUGUGGCAAAAGCAGAUGGCUUCUUUGCAAAUGAGUUUGGCUGCAGCCAGAAAGAGCCUUGUUGUUGAUACUGCAGUAGGUCAACCAGGAAGACUUGAUGCGGCUUUCUCUCCUCGUUAUUAUGAUUCGGAGGAUGCUACGUCCAUGGGAUCUCGAACUCCUGGUGCAAGCACACCUCUCAAAUUUUCUAGUAGUGUUCAUGAUGUGGGAUCAGAACGAGAUGCAAACGGUACUUUAAAUGAAGUCAGCAAUCUUGUAAGGGAGUUCGAGCAACAGAAACAGACUUUUGAUGAGGAGGCCAAAGCUAUAGUUGGGAUCAAAACAGGGCAGUCCGCUUCAAAUAUAAAUUCCGAUGAUGAUUUAAGGAAACUUAAACUGCGGUUUGAGAUGUGGAAGAAAGAGUACAAGUUAAGAUUGAGGGAAACAAAAGUAAAGCUUCAUAAACUUGGACAUUCAGAAGCAGAGAGAAGUCGUCGGAGAUGGUGGGGAAGAAUAAGCACAAAAGCCUCCUAGGACUCGGGAUCUUGGUGAAGAUGGGAAAAUAUAUGGAGAUUCCUACAACAAGAGAGAAAUGGAAGAGAGAAAGCUUUUGUGAGUUUCCCUUCUGAGGAGCUGCUUCGCUGCAUAUUUAUGGAGCUAUCUAGGUUGGAGUAGAAAUGGAAGAGAGAAAUUAUAGAUCAACCUUUUUUCGGGAACUCAAGUAGAAGUAUUGGCAAGUUUGUGCAUAGCAAGCCAGAUAGUCAGUAACCCCAUUAGUUAAUUUGUGUAUACCCUCUGUUGUCAGUGUAGAUACCAUUUAGAGCUCAGAACUGGAUAUAGAGGAGAAAAGUGUUCAUAAUUCCCUUCAUUAUGUAGUUCGUGUUGUGACAUUUUUACCCAUGAGAAAAUGUUACUAUUGUUCAUAAUGCCCUUCAUUAUGUAGUUUGUGUUGUGACAUUUUUAGCCAUAAGAAAAUGUUACUAUUUCAUGCCA
Molecule: messenger RNA, 4752 nt
Organism: Humulus lupulus (European hop)
Lineage: Eukaryota; Viridiplantae; Streptophyta; Magnoliopsida; Rosales; Cannabaceae
Product: myosin-2
Exons: 24
Coding region: 625-4293 (1222 amino acids)
Biological process (GO): actin filament organization; vesicle transport along actin filament
Cellular component (GO): vesicle; cytoplasm; myosin complex
Molecular function (GO): microfilament motor activity; ATP binding; actin filament binding
Source: RefSeq, a predicted model, not a curated record